GAGAGGAGUGGCGAUGUUGCAGGGGCUGCUCCGGCUACUAACCUUGGCGCAGAGGCUGGGGGGAGGCGCGGAGCUGCACAGGCUGACAGUCAGCAGGAAGUUCAGCGCAGGCAUGGAGGAGGAGGCGAAGCGGAAGGCUGGCUACAUGGCCGUGGAUAACCAUGUGCAGAAUAACCAAGCUUUGGGUAUCGGGAGUGGAUCGACAGUAGUCUACGCAGUGGAGAGAUUAGCUAAACGGGUUCAAGAUGAGAAUCUGAAAGUUGUGUGUGUACCUUCCUCCUUCCAGGCUCGCCAACUGAUCCUCCAGCACAAUCUACAUCUCAGUGACCUGGACAGACACCCUGAGGUAAAUGAUCUUGUUACGUCGCUUGCUCUAGAGGAUGGGUGUGUCUGCUUUUCCAACAGAGGCUGCUUGACUCAAGAGAAGAUUAUUGCCGCCUGUGCAAAGACGUUUAUUGUCAUUGCUGACUAUAGGAAGGAUUCCAAAAGCCUGGGUGAGAAAUGGAAGAAAGGUGUUCCAAUUGAAGUCAUUCCGAUGGCUUGUGUUCCAGUGACCAGGGCCAUCGUUGCUAAGUACGGAGGAAAUGCCGCGCUGCGAAUGGCAGUCAGCAAAGCUGGACCAGUGGUGACGGAUAACGGGAACUUGAUCUUGGACUGGAAGUUCUCUAAUAUUUCCAAUUGGAAAGAUGUCAAUGUGGGCAUUACAAUGAUCCCAGGAGUGGUGGAGACAGGUCUAUUCAUCAACAUGGUAGAGAGAGUUUACUUUGGGAUGAAGGAUGGAACUGUCUUCUCCCGGGACAGACCGUCACACUGAACAAGGGAGCACCAGGAACAAUGUCUUCCCUCCAUUGUGAAGAUCACUUUGCCUUAAACUUUCUGAUUUCAAUCCUCAUUGAGUUUAUCUGCCAAAUAUUUUAUUUUUGCAGGUUCUUUUGUUUGUAUUAUGCAGCCUCUUACAUAUCUUCAGCCCUUGCUGCAAUAGCUGUUUACAGCUGCCUUACUCUGAGUUAUUCUGCCCAGGUGGGGACCACGCAGAUUCCUGCCUCAGCUCCCAUGCUGUCGAUUGGCCUACACGACCCAAGAAUGAUUGUAGGUCAUCUCUCUGAGUUUGUCAUGUGAAGAUUACAGCACAGGCGGAGAUGUACCCGACACCUCCCCCUCAGCAGGCAAACGCCCUUGACAAUCCUUCCAACAUACCAACCGUCCUUAUGAACAUUGAACUCUCCAAAGUGCUGGAGUAACUCAACGGGUCAAGCAGCAUCUUUGGAAAACAAGGCUGGGUGACGUUUCAGGUCAAGACCCAAGACGGUUGCAGAGCAGUAGAGUUGCCUUAGGGUCCCAGGUUCGAUCCUGACUACGGGUGCUUGUUUGUACAAAGUUUGUACGUUCUCCCCGUGACUGCGUGGGUUUUCUGCGGAAUCUUCGGUUUCCUCCAAUUCUCAAUUUUUCCAACUUUAACCAACAGGGCCUUUGGCCCAACUUACCCACGUCGACCAACAUGCCCCAUCUACACUAGACCCACCUUCCUACGUUUGGCCCAUAUCCCACUAAAGCUAUCCUAUCCUCGUACUUGUCCAAAAUACAUUUCAACAUUGUGAUGGUAUCUGACUCAACUACCUCUUUCCAUAUACGUACUGCCCUUUGUGUA
Molecule: messenger RNA, 1648 nt
Organism: Amblyraja radiata (thorny skate)
Lineage: Eukaryota; Metazoa; Chordata; Chondrichthyes; Rajiformes; Rajidae
Gene: rpia
Product: ribose 5-phosphate isomerase A (ribose 5-phosphate epimerase)
Exons: 8
Coding region: 14-814 (266 amino acids)
Biological process (GO): D-ribose metabolic process; pentose-phosphate shunt, non-oxidative branch
Cellular component (GO): cytoplasm
Molecular function (GO): ribose-5-phosphate isomerase activity
Source: RefSeq, a predicted model, not a curated record